AUGGUGGAACAAUCAAAGGAUGGGAAGAAUAACAACCAUGAACUCUUGUUUGUAGUGAUAUUGGGAAAAGCAAUGCUGGCAGCAAUAAUUCUUUCAGCUGUACCAGGACUGAUUAAUUAUAAAAAAGCAUAUGAAAUUUGGAAAGUUGAUAAACUAGAUUUUCUUGCUUGUGCUGGAGCAUUCUUAGGAGUGUUGUUUUCAUCUGUCGAAAUAGGGCUUGUCAUUGGGGUCAUGAUAUCGUUUGCGAAGAUAAUUUUGAUAUCGAUUCAACCUGGUGUAGCAAUUAUUGGAAGGUUUCCGGGGACUAAUGCAUUUGGUGACGUCGAACAAUAUCCGAUGGCGAUUAACAUGCCUGGAGUUUUGGUUGUUUGUAUAAGAUCUGGUUGGCUUUGUUUUGCAAAUGCAAGUGCUAUAAGGGAAAGACAGGGUGCUAAGGGUAAUGAAAUAAUUGAAGCUCUCAUUGCCAGUAGCGCAACAUUUGAUAAGAAAACAUCACUUCAAAACUCGAACAAGAUGUCAGUAGCGUGGAAAGCCAGUCAAUUGAUCCAGUGA
Lathyrus sativus (Indian pea) is the source of this 552-nucleotide messenger RNA. NCBI's taxonomy places the organism in Eukaryota, Viridiplantae, Streptophyta, Magnoliopsida, Fabales, Fabaceae. The record is from the annotation of a GenBank genome assembly.